AUGUUGACAAGAUACUUGUGCACGCACACUCACAAAACGACACGAUUAGCAUGUCAAAUUCAAAACAUUAUUAAUAUCCGAAGAAAUUUUCACUCAUCCUCCACGAUACAAUCCAAUUCCGAAAUAUUAACACAAAGAAAUACAAAUCAAAAUUUAGGAUCGGAGAAUGCCCAACCGCAAAUAACAUCAACACCAGAAACAUUAUCAACAACAAUACAACAAUCGGAACAAUCCAACAAUUCAUCAAAUAAUCAAGAACCAACAAGUAUGGAAGAAGAAUUGCAAAGGAUUAAAGAACUAGAAUCUGAACUCUAUGCAGGAAAACAAGCCAUGUCCAUGAUAUUUAGAGCUUCUGGAAGUAGUUUCGGUUUUAAAAAGAGAAGAGACGAAGAUGAAACACCGACAUCCAAUGUUCCUGUUUUAACACCUGAAGAACAAGCAAAGGCAAAACUUUUGGCAUACAAAUUAGCAUCCCUUGCCUUAAUGUAUGGAACGUUAAUUAACAUUGUUGGUGCUGUAGUAUUUAUUGCAAUGUUAUAUUUUAUUUUUGACAUUAAAACCACCAAAGAAUUUAAGGAUGUAAUUAUUAAAUUCAUAAGAGGGGAAGAAGCCUUAAAACAACACAAAGAAUUGGAAUCUAAGGAAUUAUCGUCUGACGAAGGAAUGCUUAAAUUGAAAGAUUUGUUUGACAAAACAAGAAGUUCUAAAGGCGAAAGUCAAUAA
Messenger RNA from Naegleria lovaniensis, 723 nucleotides. RefSeq lists its product as uncharacterized. The coding region runs from base 1 to 723 and encodes 240 amino acids. The transcript has a single exon. NCBI's taxonomy places the organism in Eukaryota, Heterolobosea, Eutetramitea, Acrasida, Naegleriidae. The record is from RefSeq and is a predicted model, not a curated record.